This is a messenger RNA of Odobenus rosmarus divergens (Pacific walrus), 1894 nucleotides long. RefSeq names its product potassium channel, subfamily K, member 4 (gene KCNK4). The record is from RefSeq and is a predicted model, not a curated record. The coding region runs from base 197 to 1591 and encodes 464 amino acids. The transcript has 6 exons. Gene Ontology annotation, cellular component: membrane. Gene Ontology annotation, biological process: potassium ion transmembrane transport; stabilization of membrane potential. Gene Ontology annotation, molecular function: potassium ion leak channel activity. NCBI's taxonomy places the organism in Eukaryota, Metazoa, Chordata, Mammalia, Carnivora, Odobenidae.
CAAGCUCAGUCUCUCUUUCCCCCUUCCACUGUCCUUCCUUUCCCUUCCCGGUGUCCUCUUCUCUUCUCCCGUCCUGGAGUCCCCGGACAGGGGCUGAGGGCCGGGCAAUGGAGGUAAGGGGAAGGACCGAAGUCGGGGGACUGGGUGUGCCCUGGUACCAAGUGUCCUGGCAGAGGGAUGUGAAGAGAGGACAUCUAUGGGCUGUAGGGCUGGGGGCUCCAAGGACCUUUGGGUGUGUGGGGGUUGGAGGAGGAGGGUGGAGGGGUGGCGGGCGAAGUUAUUGAUCCCAGCAUCCCUGGUUCUGCCCACAGUGACCGCAGCUCCCCAGGAGCCCCCUGCCCGGCCUCCCCAGGCGGGCAGCGGAAUUGGCCGGGCCCCGGGGCGCGCCAUGCGCAGCACCACCCUACUGGCCCUGCUGGCGCUGGUCCUGCUCUACCUGGUAUCCGGUGCCCUGGUGUUCCAGGCCCUGGAGCAGCCCCACGAGCAGCAGGCCCAGAGGGAGCUGGGGGAGGUCCGAGAGAAGUUCCUGAGGGCCCAUCCAUGUGUGAGCGACCAGGACCUGGGGCUCUUCAUCAAGGAUGUGGCUGAUGCCCUGGGAGGGGGUGCGGACCCUGACAUCAACUCAACCAGUAACAGCAACCACUCAGCCUGGGACCUGGGCAGCGCCUUCUUUUUCUCAGGCACCAUCAUCACCACCAUCGGCUAUGGCAACGCGGCCCUGCGCACAGAUGCCGGGCGCCUCUUCUGCAUCUUUUAUGCGCUGGUGGGGAUCCCGCUGUUCGGGAUCCUGUUGGCAGGGGUCGGGGACCGGCUGGGCUCCUCUCUGCGCCGCGGCAUCGGUCACAUCGAAGCCAUCUUCCUGAAGUGGCAUGUGCCACCGGGGCUGGUGCGAAUACUAUCGGCGGUGCUCUUCCUGCUGAUCGGCUGCCUGCUCUUUGUCCUCACGCCCACGUUCGUGUUCUGCUACGUGGAGGGCUGGAGCAAGCUGGAGGCCAUCUACUUCGUCGUAGUGACGCUCACCACGGUGGGCUUCGGGGACUAUGUGGCCGGCGCCAGCCCCAACCAGGGCAAUGCAGCCUACCAGCCGCUGGUGUGGUUCUGGAUCCUGCUCGGCCUGGCCUACUUCGCCUCAGUACUCACCACCAUCGGGAACUGGCUGCGAGUAGUGUCCCGCCGCACUCGGGCAGAGAUGGGCGGCCUCACGGCGCAGGCCGCCAGCUGGACCGGCACGGUGACGGCGCGGGUGACCCAGCGAGUCGGGCCCACGGCACCACCGCCGCUGGAGAAGGAUCGGCCACUCCUGCCUCCGCCGCCGUGUCCUGCGCAGCCCGCCGGCAGGCCCCCGUCCCCGCUCCCCGUGAAGGCCGAGCCGCCCUCCCCGUCCUCCCCGUCCACCCCGCCCACAGCCUCCGCGCUGGAUUACCCCAGCGAGAACCUGGCCUUCAUCGACGAGUCCUCCGACACGCAGAGCGAGCGCGGCUGCGCGCUUCCCCGCGCGCCGCGGGGUCGCCGCCGGCCCCCUAACCCUCCCCGGAAGCCCGCGCGGCCGCGGGGCCCCGGGCGCCCGCGGGAAAAAGGCGUGCCGGUGUAGGGGCGGGACCCCGGGCCCGGGCCUCUCAAAGGGCUUCGUUCUUGCGCUCUCCCCGGCAUGCUCUGCUUGUUUGACCAAAGAGGCCUCUCUCGACCGGACCGAGGCCUGCGGAGGAGGCUACGGGUUGCCACCCCCACUCCUGGCCCUCUCCUCACUUCAUCCAUUUGCAGACCCCCCCCCCAAGGCUUUCUGUCUCGCUGUCCCAGCUGGGCCCGUCCCUCACUACACCUCACGACUGUGCCUCAAAAGCCUGCAUCAAUAAACGGAAACAGUUUGCACCGCUGCGGGCGUGCGCGCUCCGGG